CGUCCUACUAUUAUCACUAUAAUUUUCAGGUUAAAAUAAAAACCAAUAAUAGGCACAAAUUUUAUUUACACCGAAGGAAAUAACAUACAAACGAAUAGGUUUAAUCCACGAACGUUAUAAAUAACAUAAAGACAAAUCUUUAUAAAAAGUCUUUAUUAACUUCGUUAAGUUCCCUUUUGAAUUUUUUAUCGGAACGAUAACUCGAUAUAAAUCCCGGUACGAAGCAAGUUCUUUUAGUGUAAGCUUUCUUGGCACUCAUAUUUAAAUAAUAUUAACCACCAAAACCAAUAAUCUUAUAUUAACUACGAAUAAUUAAUUAUUUUCGAAAUUUUCACAUUCACUCCAAUGCAAAAGUAGCAUCUAUUUCUACGCCACCGCCGCCCUAGCGAGAAACCAAGCAAACAGGCAAAAUUGUGUACAAAAAUUUCAAGGUCGUCCUAUCUCGAUUCCUCUCCUCUGUGUAGGUCUCCAUAAUGUAAACAUAGCAAAAAGAAAAGCAAAAUGUUUUGACAGUUCUCUUACGUCAAAAAUUUUGACCUAUGUAAUAUCGCUUUUGUAGUAAAAAUACUAUAUUUAAAUAUUUUGCAUAUUGGAACCAGUAUUUAAGUUUAAAUUCGAAAUGGAGUUAAGUGAAGAUUCUAUAAAGAGAAAACAAAAUGUGUUAGUAUGUGAUAAACAGGAAGAUUCUUUAGAACAACAUGUUAAUGUACAAAUUAAAUCAGAACUGGAAGAAUGCAGGCUUGAAAGUAAUUAUACAGAUAAUUCUUUAUCAGACUCAUAUUGUUCGGACGAUAUUAAAAUAGAAGAACAUAUGUUACAAGAUGAUAUAUUUCCUGGCAUGCAAGAAGUUGAGAGAGAAAUAAAACAAGAACUGGAUGAACAUAAUGUAGAAGUAAACCAUCAUAGGUGUGAGGAUCUAUUUCAUACUCCAAAUACGAAAAAAUUAGAUUCAGAGAGAGAUGUAAAAUUAGAGAUAGCUUCAACUGAGAUAGAUCAUAAAAAACAUUGUAGAAGUAUGAAAACAGCAAAACUACUGUCUAACAUUGACACAGAUACAGAAAGUUUACGUCCGAACGAGAUUAAAACGAAAUCCAAAAGAUCUUCGGUAACACAUACACGAAAAAAUUUGUACAAGUGUAAAACAUGUUCGAAGGAAUUUACUAAAUUAAGUGGUUUGAAAAGACAUUUGAAAGUGCAUACCGGAGAAAAACCUGCCAAGUGCGAAAUUUGUUUUAAGAAAUUUAGUCGAAAUGAGUAUUUGAAAAAUCAUUUAAGGGUGCACACUGGAGAAAAGCCUUACAAGUGCAAAAUUUGUUUUAAGCUAUUUAGUGAAGCAGGAUCUUUGAAAAAUCAUCUAAGGGUGCACACUGGAGAAAAGCCUUACAAGUGCGAAAUCUGUUUUACGCAAUUUAGUGAAACAGGAUCUUUGCAAAAGCAUUUAAGGAUACACACUGGAGAAAAGCCUUACAAGUGCGAAAUUUGUUUGAAGCAAUUUAUUCAAUCAUGUUAUAUGAAAAAGCAUUUAAGGGUACACACUGGAGAAAAGCCUUACAAGUGCGAAAUUUGUUUUAAUCAAUUUAGUGAAAAAGGAACUUUGAAAAACCAUUUAAGGAUACAUACUGGAGAAAAGCCUUACCAGUGCGAAAUUUGUUUUAAGAAAUUUAGUGUAGCAUGUGCUCUAAAAAAUCAUGUGAAGAUACACACUGGAGAAAAGCCUUAUAAGUGCGAAAUUUGUUUCAAGAAAUUUAGUCGAGAUGGCUAUUUGAAAAAUCAUUUAAGGGUGCACACUGGAGAAAAGCCUCACAAGUGCGAAAUUUGUUUUAAGCAAUUUAGUGAAGCAAGAACUUUGAAAAAUCAUUUAAAGAAACACACUGGCGAAAACUGAGAAAUUUAUUAGAGAUGAAAGUUUGAAAAAUCAUUUGAGGAUACACACUAGAGAAAAGCUGUAUAAGUGCUAAAUUUCUGCUUAGUGUUAAAUUUGUUUUAAGCAGUUUAGUGUAACAUGUCUUAAAUUACAUGACUUUAAUGUGAAAACACAUUUAAGAUUGGAUAGCACACUGAGGAAAAUUCAUACAAGUAUGAAAUUUGUUUUAGUCCAUUUUGUGAAGUACGAAUGAAAAAGAAUUUGAGAAUGUACACUAGAGAUACACGCUGUAUCAAAGGCUUCUUGGAUAUAUCAAACGGGUUACUUCUGAUUUUACGUCCAUUCAACCAUUAAAGAUUGUGGUGUGGUCUCCCUAUUAUCAGAUGUAUAUUGAUAAAAUUGAGAAUGUGCAACAUAAAUUCCUUCGACAUGUUGCGUUUAAACUUGGCAGAUAUAUACAUUAUGACGAUAUUUUAAAGAUGCUAAAUAUUUCUACAUUAAAAAGCCGAAUACAGCACGACUUGAUUCUGUUAUUUAAGCUAGUUAACUCACAAAUCGACUGCCCUGAUAUGUUAGCUAAAAUUAAUUUCGCAGUUCCCAACCGCCAGACAAGACAAUUGGUUUGAUUUUCUGUGCCAAUUCGUAGAGCAAAUUACGCUCAUUAUUCAUUAUAAUCCCGAAGCCAAAGAAUUGCAAAUCAAUUUCAAGAACUCGAUUUUUCCUAUAGCUUGGAUAGAUUUAAGGCAGUGUUGUCAAAUAUCACUUGACGUCAAUUAUUAUUAACAGAUAUAUAGGUACCUAGUUUUUAGGUUUGCUUGAUUGUUAUAUUAUUUGUCUGUGUACUUUCAAUUUUAUUGUUUUGUAACUUUUACUUAUAAAUGUUUUAUGUUGUUUUAAAUCUUUAACGUGUUAAUUGUAUGUUUUAAAAUGAAUCCGUCAUUGCGAAAACAAUCUAAGUCCAUAUUUUGGGUAAAAUGACGACGCUUUUCGACGCCAUGAAAUUUACAUUUAAACAUACAGUACGUAAAUAUUUCAGCUGGACAUAGGGAACAUACACUGUAUAUAUUUAGAUACAUAAAUACAUACAUUGUUUUAUAUUGAGACAACUGUGGCAACUAAGCUCUCUCGAUAACAAUAGGGAAUAGGAAAACUGUUUAGUUUUUAAAUUAAUUUUUAAAUAAAAAAUAUUUUAAAAAUUAAAGUAAAAUUAUUAACUCAUUAAUCAUAAACUUUGUUUUUGAUUUAUUUAUCGACAGCCUUGCUUCAAAACUCACUCAUUCUAUUCGUUCUAACAGCUCUAUUACACCGAAAACUCGAACUCGAACAGAAGCUUCAACUUCAACUAACACAGGUCAGCGCAGUUGCCACAAUUCUCUCAAUGUGUAUUCCCCAUGUCCAGCUGAACGAUUUACGUACAGUUCUUACGAUGUCAGUUGGACAAUUAUAAAAACAAAAUUUGACACCAAGUGUCGGCUUCUUCUGUAAAACAUAGGCGGCGCAAUAGAAAUUAAUAAAUUUUUAUUUUUAAAUUA
Diabrotica virgifera virgifera (western corn rootworm) is the source of this 3396-nucleotide messenger RNA. RefSeq names its product zinc finger protein 502-like. Gene Ontology annotation, cellular component: nucleus. Bases 620 to 1885 code for a protein of 421 amino acids. The record is from RefSeq and is a predicted model, not a curated record. Gene Ontology annotation, molecular function: DNA-binding transcription factor activity; RNA polymerase II cis-regulatory region sequence-specific DNA binding. NCBI's taxonomy places the organism in Eukaryota, Metazoa, Arthropoda, Insecta, Coleoptera, Chrysomelidae. The transcript has 2 exons. Gene Ontology annotation, biological process: regulation of transcription by RNA polymerase II.